AUGAAUUUUGAUAAUAUCUUUCGGCGUUUCAUAUUGACCCAAUCAUUUGUACGUGGUUGGGGAAAUCCAUUGCAUCUGCAAGAAAUUUUUAUGUAUCGUCGCGAUAAAAUUGGUGUUAGAGAUGAAUGUUUAAAACUUGUACCAGCUGAAAGUGUACAAGACAAUACUAUUGAAAUUGUUAAACAAGAGAUAAAAGGUGAUUGCACUUAUAUUCAUGGUCGAUUUCGUUCACCACUUGCCGAUUAUUUACCCAAUUUGGUCCCACCCGAAAUAGCUACAGCUCAUUUUCAACUUAUUUUACCACGUGAUCAUCGGUUAGGUAUAGAUCCAAUACCCAUAGGACUUUGCUAUGCCGGAACCGGUGAUCACGGUUUCAGUCGACGACGACUAGUCACUGCAGUACCAUUAAUAAAUCAAUAUCGAAUAGCUUCCAUUCUUCUUGAAAAUCCAUAUUACGGUUUAAGAAAGCCCCCACAACAAUCGCGUUCAUCAUUAUUCUAUGUUACCGAUUUAUAUAUUAUGGGUAAAGCACUUAUUUUAGAAACACUGGUAUUACUUCACUGGUGUCAAAAAAUGAAAUUAACGCCAGCUAUUCUGCAUGGAUUCUCUCUUGGAGGACAUAUGGCUUCGUUAGCAUUUACAAACUGGCCUGGACCUCUUUCUCUAUUAUCCUGUGCUUCCUGGUCAACAAGUUCGACAGUAUAUUGUGAUGGUGUACUUUCACGCACUAUCCCAUGGGCACUUUUAAAACAGCAAUUCUAUGAAAACAAAGCAUAUCAAACAUUCUAUGAAUAUUUACGUGAACGAAAUCGAUCUACUGAUUCCAAUAUGACGAUUGCCGAUCCUAUUAAAGAUAUGAUGCGCCUUUUAAUGGAUGAAUUUACGUCUCUGUUCAAUUAUUCACGUCCAGUACAAUCGAACAUAUCCAAUGCUCUGUUUAUUGCUUGUAUAAACGAUGGAUAUAUCAUACGUGAUGGUAUUCCACAUAUGAAUGAUUUAUGGCCAGGUUGUCAUAUCCGAUAUAUUCCUCGUGGGCAUAUCAGCGCAUUCUUAUUAAAUCAAUCAGGAUUUCACGAUGCUGUUGCUGAAAUGUUGCAACGACAACAACCCGAUGUAAAAUUAAAAAAGUAUCCAAUUAUAACACCAGCCUCUAUUGCUUCACCUGGAAAGUCAUGA
This is a messenger RNA of Rotaria socialis, 1176 nucleotides long. NCBI's taxonomy places the organism in Eukaryota, Metazoa, Rotifera, Eurotatoria, Philodinida, Philodinidae. The record is from the annotation of a GenBank genome assembly.